UCUGAUCAUUUCAGUCAUUUUAGUGGGUUUUGUAUUUUAAUUGUGUAUGUAGAAUCUACUCCGCCCAUCAGGUGAUAACCGUUAUUUGGACCGUACAUACUUAAGAUAAGCAUGAUUAAAAACCCAAAUGGGCCACACCAGUGGAAAGAAUGUGAAAUUGCUCCCUGAACUGCUAAGUUCACACGUUGUGACCCACCUGAGUUUUGUAUCAGGCUUAAUUUUUUCUUUCGUCUCUUCAUCCUGGUAAAAUACACCCGAUUAACGGUUGAGAUGCCAUCCCCAUUGUUCCAUGUGGUGUGGCUGAUCUGAGUUGCGGAUCUACCUGGACUUUUUGUCUUUUGGCCUAACAUCGAGGAUAGAACCUGAUAGACGGAGUUGAUUUUACAUAUAAAGCAUAGUGGGUCCCAAAGACUGGGUGUUUUACGCACUGGUGUGGCUCAUCUGAGUUGCGGAUCUAGCUGGAUUUUUGGUCCUCCUGCCUAACAUCGAGGAUAGAACCUGAUGGACGGAGUGGAUUUUACAUGUAAAGCAUGUGGUACGUUUAAGAAAGUGGUGAAGAAGAGAUCGACUGAGAAUUUCAAGGGGCUACCGUACGUGUGCACGCUACUGAGCACGUGUUUAUGGACUUUCUAUGGGCUACUGAAGCCAGACGGUUUAUUGAUUGCAACUGUCAAUGGAGCUGGUGCUGCCUUGGAGGCCAUCUACGUCACCCUUUUUAUCAUUUUUGCACCCAAAGAUGCAAAGGUAAAGAUGAUCAAAUUGGUGACAAUCUUGAAUGUGGGACUUUUUGGAGCUGUGAUUGUUGUCGCCCUUUUCGCCAUCCAUGGAAGUGUCCGCCUUACAAUGAUUGGAUUCAUGUGUGCUGGCUUAACAUUAGGCAUGUAUGGUUCGCCAAUGGCAGCAAUGAGAAUGGUGAUAGUGACAAAAAGCGUGGAUUACAUGCCUUUCUUUCUCUCCUUCUUCCUCUUCCUCAAUGGUGCUGUUUGGACGGCUUAUGCCAUCCUUGUAAAAGACUACUUCGUUGGAGUGCCGAACGCAAUUGGCUUUGUCAUGGGAUCUGCACAGCUGGCCAUCUACACUAUUUAUAGAAGCAGGAGGUCCACAACUAAAACAAGCCAUGAGAAGGAAGUAGAAGAAGGAUCGGCCCACCUCGUCAAAGGUCUAGAAAUGCAGUUACAUCAUGAAAAUGAAGCAGCAGCUGAUAAGGGUAGAAUCCUUGACAAAGGAAGGAGUCUCCCCAAAACAAGCGUUUCACGUCAGCUCAGCUUCCAAAAGAUUGUCAAAUCGCUUUCCCUAACUUAGGGC
Messenger RNA from Magnolia sinica, 1305 nucleotides. RefSeq names its product bidirectional sugar transporter SWEET16-like. Gene Ontology annotation, cellular component: membrane. Bases 502 to 1302 code for a protein of 266 amino acids. The transcript has 5 exons. Lineage: Eukaryota; Viridiplantae; Streptophyta; Magnoliopsida; Magnoliales; Magnoliaceae. Gene Ontology annotation, molecular function: sugar transmembrane transporter activity. The record is from RefSeq and is a predicted model, not a curated record. Gene Ontology annotation, biological process: carbohydrate transport.